CGUUUCAAAAGCCGAAGGGUUGAACAGUCGGCUCAUGAUGUUUCUGAAAUGAGAACUCAUAGGCCUUUUCGCCGGUUGACGGGACAAGUGCAACUUGCAAUGCGACUCGAUAAUCCUGUAUCCGUGGCAAAAAGCCAGUCUGGACGGAUACGAACCAGACACAUUGCAAAGAUAACCGCUACCCUCUCGGCACAAUCACACAUCACUCGGCAAAGUGGAGAUUGUGAUCGCGUUGGAUAUCAAUCAGCGCAACGGAGUGGAUAACUAUCUCGAGCGAGAUUUUACGUGGACUAUGCACGGGUUCCUUUGACAAAACAUCGCCACUUCAAACGCACAAGAGGUGGGUCCGACAUAGGGGGUAUGUUUGAAUAUUCCAGGCCAGGGCCAGACCCCUGUUUCAUGUCGCCUUUCCCAGGCACUGAUGUCACGGGGCAUUACGGUCUUGGUGUCCCGGGUGUGACUGAAGAACCAAUCGACAAGAUUAGAACGGAUAUUAUGAGUGCUUUCGAUAAGGCACUGGGGUUGUGGGAGUUAUCUAAUCCGGAUGAUGGAGCCACGCAGCUGUGAGCCUCGAGCUGAUGGUUUGGUGCCCCUGCGUUGGGCUUUUCGAAAGCGUCUAUUCUUCGCCUCCCUAUGUGUCAGGCUUGAUCUUAUGCAACACGCAAUUCUUAGUCCCAUUCCGACUCCUUGACUAUUGGUCGUGUUCGCC
Molecule: messenger RNA, 709 nt
Organism: Neurospora tetrasperma FGSC 2508
Lineage: Eukaryota; Fungi; Ascomycota; Sordariomycetes; Sordariales; Sordariaceae
Exons: 1
Coding region: 49-264 (71 amino acids)
Source: RefSeq, a predicted model, not a curated record